UGAGUACUCUCCCUCCUCCCCGCAACUCAUCCCAUGACCCAACAGCACACGCUAUUCACUCGUUCCGUCGCUCGCGUUUGUCAUUCGGGAUGGAGCAACAUGGCGGACAUGAGACAUGAAGUACGGGUUGAAGAGCGUUUAAAAAUAAAAAUCGGUGAAGCAAAAAAUCUCCAGUGUCGUAGUCAUGGUUCAGUUGGUCAACGUGAUGUGUACUGCACAUUGACACUUGAUCAGGAAGAAAUUUUCCGCACUACUACUAUCGAACGAACUCUAAACCCCUUCUUUGGUGAGGAGUUUCAAUUUGAAGUACCAAGAAAAUUUCGCUACUUGUCAGUGUAUGUUUAUGACCGGGACCGUCAUCUGAAACAGGACAAGGUGCUGGGGAAGGUAGCCCUGAAACGUGAGGAACUGAAUAGCUAUCACAAUAAAGAUCAUUGGUUCCUCAUUCGACCCGUCGAUGCAGAUAGUGAAGUUCAGGGUAAAACACAUAUAGAAGUUAAAAUUGAACCUGUUAUAAAAUCAGUUGAUAAUGAGCAGCAGAACAGUAGAGCAGUUGUGAGGCUUAUUGAGUGCAGUGACCUGACAAUAAAAAAUGGAAACUGUGAUCCAUUUGCAACUGUAACUAUGUGCUACUCUAAUGGCAAGCAAGAAACAAGGAAAACAAAAGUUAAGAAAAAAACUGUUUCCCCUCUGUUCGACGAAGUCUUGACAUUUGAACUUCCAGGUUUGCGUGGCCAGAAUCAUGACAGGGAUACAUAUUCAAUUCAGCAAGAAGAUGUUGAAUUCAAUGAACUUCGUGUGAGCCUGUGGCAUGAUGCACCAGGGAUGUCAGACAAUGUAUUUCUUGGAGAAGUUCGCAUACCUUUGAGGGAGCAGCAACAGCAGCAGUUAGCAAGUACAAAUGCAUGGUAUUUCCUGCAGCCCCGAUCUACUAAAAACCGACCAAGUAAAUCUGUUGGCAAUGGUUCAGGCAUGUUGGGAAGUCCAUCCGACAGUCUUGGAUCUCUCAGAUUAAAGAUUCACUACACAGCUGAUCAUGUGUUUCCUAGUCAUGUAUACAGCCAGCUGCGUUCGUUAAUAUUACAAAGUGUACAUAUUGAGCCAGUCACAUCGAGUGCAGCAUAUAUACUCGGAGAGAUAGUGCCUUGCAAGUUGGAUGCAGCCCAACCACUCGUGAGAGUGUUUAUGCACCAUGGAGAAAUCGUUCCAAUGAUUCGCGCACUUGCACAGUGGGAGAUUUCUAAAGUCACUGAUGCAAAUACAAUUUUCCGUGGUAACACUUUGGUUUCAAAAAUGAUGGAUGAAGUCAUGAGAUUAGCUGGUCGCCACUACUUACAUAACACACUUAGACCAGCCAUUGACCUCGUUUUCCAGGAACGCAAACCAUGUGAAAUAGAUUCCAGCCGUUGUAAGGAUCCUAGUAUAAUACAAACAAAUUUAGCUAAUCUUAAGAUUUGUUUUCUGUUAUCUCAACAGGAGUACGUUGAAAUUAUAUUUCAAGCCAUCACAUCAUCAGCUCUCCAGUGCCCCACCGUCAUGUGCCAGCUAUUCCAUGAUCUCAAAGAGUUAGCAAGUACUCACUUCAAAGAUAAUAAGGAAGUCAAGUAUUCAGUUAUAUCUGGUUUCAUCUUCCUCAGGUUUUUUGCCCCUGCCAUUUUAGGACCGAAGCUGUUCGAUUUAACAACAGAACAAAUAGACUCUCAGACAAAUAGAACUUUAACUCUUAUUUCCAAAACAAUACAAAGCCUAGGAAACCUUGUAAGUUCACGGUCUUCCCAGCAAACAUUCAAAGAAGAAUAUAUGGUUGCAGUCCACCGAGAGUUUUAUACGGAAAAACAUAUUGAAGCUGUGAGACAGUUCUUGGAAAUAAUCUCAGCUUCGUCCAACCCAGGUCAUAGAAGUUUAGACUCUCCUGUUGUUCUCAAGGAAGGAGUUAUGAUAAAGCGGGCCCAAGGUCGGAAAAGGUUCGGGCGUAAGAACUUCAAGCAGCGGUAUUUCAGACUGACUACUCAAGAUCUCACAUAUUCAAAAACCAAAGGAAAGGAACCACUUUGUUCUAUUCCACUGGACAAAAUACUGGCCGUAGAACGACUACAGGAAGACUCGUUCAAGAUGAAGAAUAUGUUUCAGAUUGUUCAGCCAGAGAGAGCUUUGUACAUACAGGCAAAUAACUGUGUUGAAGAAAAAGAAUGGAUUGAUAUUUUGACAAAGAUAUGCCAGAGGAACAGCAAUCGACUGAAACGAUACCAUCCCUCUGCCUAUAUCAAUGGAACUUGGCUGUGCUGUAGGUCAUCAAAUGAAUUUGAACCAGGAUGCAAGGAUGUCUCACCAGGUUCCGAAGCAGGUCUUCAGAUGAAUUUAGAUCCUGACCGAGAAUUACAGAGAAUUCAUUCUUUAUUUAUUACACAUAUGGCUAAAGUGGAAAGUCUGAAAGAGUCCUGUGAAUGUCAAGCUGUAUAUACUGGUGAUCUGUGUUUCUUGCCAAAUUUUGUUAUUGAAGAUGUCCAGUCAUGUUUCAAGACACUGACACAAAUCUGUGAAGCUGCUUAUGAAUUGGAACAAGAACAUCGAAAUUAUUUAAGAUCUUUGGCUCGUGAAACUAAGUAUGGGAGCAAGCAAGCACCAAUUGGCGAUGACAACUACCUGUUACUUGCUGCUAGUUUUGGACGUAUGGACAACAGUAUCUUAAGAAAGACUUGCAGUAUACCUAACUGACAAUUACUUCUUUCAUCUUCUGUGAAGUAUGGGAGACUGUUGCUCCAACUAGAGCUUAUUUGGUGCUGUGAAGUUGAUGUUUGAGAAGAUUAAGUGGUAAUUACAGAGCUGGCACAUCAGUGGUAUUUUGUAUUUUUUCAGUUCUUUAAAAUUAAGCAUGUGAAAUUACGUGCUUAAUAUCAGAAAAGUGUAAUUGUGAGGUUCUGAGAAGACAGAAAUCGCAGUGGCAGUGUUCAAAAAGGUAGAGUUGAGAUUAAUGUUUUUUUCGUAGAAUUUUUUAUUGUACAAUAUGCAUAUGUUCUUGCAUGCAAACAUCCAUAUGCAUAGGAGUGCACAUGGCAAGUGCAAUAAAACAGCCAACUAGAUACUGACUAGAACAUAAAAUUUCUGCUAGAAAUAAAAGUGCAUUUGUGAUAACACAAAAUGGACACCAUGUUACUGCUGUAUAUUUAUAGUUGCAAAAACUGUAAGGUACAAUAAGAAAAGGGCAUUUGUAGGGACUGAUAGAUGAUAUGUUCUCAUUAUGCUGUUGGACAUUUUUAAAUGCAAAGUUUGGUGCUGUUAUAUGAUAAGAAAUCUCAUGUGUAAGAAUAUUGUGUGAUUGGGUAACUGGAAGCAUUUAGUCAUAUUGACAUUGUUCUGUAUCAAUCACUUACUUUUGUUUUAACUCUCAUUCCAUUGUGUAAGACUUGCACACCACACACAACAAAAGUGUUUUACUACUCACUAAUUCAUUGCUUUAUGAAAUGUGACUCAUAAAUUAUUUUAUAAAUUGUAUUGCAUGCAAAGGUUUUCAUUUCUGUAACAAUAGGUGCUAUUAUAAAUAUAUUCCCUGAGAUGUUGACAGCUAAUAUUAUAAUCCACAAAUGCUGAUAAUGUUUGAAGAACAGAUCACAAAUUAUUCAUUACAUAACACAAAAUUUUCACAUGCCUCUUUCCACAGUACUUCCAAGUGCAUUAUUUACAGAGAACAUUCACCUGAAUAUAGAGAGAUCAUGUCAAUAUUUAAAAAUUCCUAGCACUGUUCUCUCUUACAAAUAUGCAUUCCAAAACAAACUUUUAUUAGAUGUGAUUGAUUGAUUGUAAUUGGGCAUCACAGCCUCAAUAAAUUCCAAUGAGAAUAUGGUUAUUUCCCAAAAGACUUCAGCUACACUGACAUCAAUGCUGUCUCUCAAAUUUUAUGGAGUUACAGCAAAACUGUCUCUACACUCACAAGUAAGUUACUAUUCUCUUCACACUGACCUCUCUUGAACUGACUUGUUCUGAACUUCAGUGUGAGUUUUCCAUUGAAGAGUUGCCUUUUAUUCAUGUAACACCACUUGUACACUCUUGGCACAGAGUAAAUUUGUGCCCAACAAAUGGGGAACAGUCCAACUACAAGCCUUCUUUACUAUUGAGUUUUACUGAAUGGUAACAAAAUCUGUCAUUACCACUUCCGUCGUAUGUUGAUGAUAAUUUCCUGACUUCCACAGUGAUUCAUAGAAGGAAUACUGCUCCGAACUUAAAUAUAUUAGUUACUUACAUUACCUCAUUAGCUGCUACAGAGUCCUUGAAACAGUUCUCUGACUGCUCAAACACAGAGUGCAAUAGUUUGGCUACAAGUAAACAAAAAUUUAUUUUUAAUAUUUAACACAAAUUUGCCAUCUGUUCUUCAGAGAACCCUUAUCAGCUUGAAUGGUACUGUGAAACAGUGCAGCCUCAGUAGAAGAAAGUAAACUAUAUGGUCUACAAGUCAACCACAAUGUUAUUGCACCUGAGUGUGAUGGCAUUUCAGUCAGCUCAUGAGUUUACUUUUGCACUUGAAGUCCUUCAGAAUAUGCUCUGUUUUUCUAACAAUCAGACGACUUGUUCUUGAAGCUAUUCAGACUCCACAUUGUAAAAAAUAUUUCUGAUAAUGGCCACAGGAGGCCAAGUGCAAUAAUAUCUCAGUUGGGUAGUACAUAAAUUACACAAAUAAAAAUUGUUAUGUUUGAACUGAUGAGAUUCUAAUGCUGAUAUCGUGUAGUAUUGUAAAUCAUAGUCAUGGCUUGCUUCAGUGGACUUCAUUAACUCUAAAAUUAAUAAUUAAUUUUUACACAUCUCAUUCAUUGUGGGUCACAAUGAUUGUCUAACAUUCAGGUACAUAUAAAAUUGUGACAUUACACUUUAUCAAAUAUAUGAUUAUAAACAAAGUAUCAAUUGAAGGACAUUAUAUUUGCAUUGUUCUGAUUGUGAAAAUUCAAGAGGUAAUUUCUUAUACAUGUUUCACUAGCUCUGAUGCUGCACUGUAUCCCAUUUCCAAACUUUGCGGUAUCUUAAUGUGCUCUCUCUUUUUAAACCAUUGAGGUUCGUGUACUGGCUUCCUCUUUAGAUAUUAACGGUGUUUAUUGUUUAAAGUAAUGUUUAAUUGAGUGGUGUGUGUGUGUGUGUGUGUGUGUGUGUGUGUGUGUGUGUGUGCGCACGCAAGGGAUAAUCAGUGUUUUCCUAGCUACAUUUAUUAAGUUUAUUUAUUUCACUUUCAUAAGUAGUGUCAGAAGUGUUGUAUAUUAGUUUGUACAGUAUUUUCAUUGACAUGUUGUACUGUGGAGGAAGAUUUAGUUUCCUUACAUCACAAGAGGAAUUUUUUUGUCUCCAGAGAAACCGAUUUCAUAUUUCUGUGUGCCAAAGUGGAACGUGUCAUGUAUUUUCUUAUGCUGACUGAGCAAUUGUUAUCAGAAGCAAAGAAUAACAUUUGCUAUUAGCAAGAAAUGUUCGUUUUAUGUUUGUCAAAUUUUUAAUGACUUUGUACCAAUCUGAAGGCUGUGAAAUUCAACUCACAUUUCUGUGUACUGUUGUGUGUGAAAUUAUUUGUUCUUGUUUUGUAUAGUGUGAUUACCUAUGUAGAAUAGUAAUUACUUUUUAUUUUACAAGACCAUUGUCUUAAGUACAAAUGUUGAGCAGAAAUGCAAAUGUAUUUACAAAUGACUUAUGUACAUUACAAGAAUGAAGUUUGAUUACAAGUGUGUAAGGUAACAAUGUAAUGUAUUGUAAGGUUUUCCCAGUGUUCUCUUUUGUAAAAAAGAAAAAAGCUAACCUGUAAAUUUUUAGCUCUCAUAAUUUUAUACUUUAAUAUAAAGAAAGAUGU
Schistocerca americana (American grasshopper) is the source of this 5818-nucleotide messenger RNA. It is a transcript of the gene RasGAP1, whose product is annotated as GTPase-activating protein. The record is from RefSeq and is a predicted model, not a curated record. Gene Ontology annotation, biological process: intracellular signal transduction; regulation of GTPase activity. The coding region runs from base 34 to 2715 and encodes 893 amino acids. The transcript is spliced from 20 exons. NCBI's taxonomy places the organism in Eukaryota, Metazoa, Arthropoda, Insecta, Orthoptera, Acrididae.